This is a messenger RNA of Glarea lozoyensis ATCC 20868, 663 nucleotides long. RefSeq lists its product as uncharacterized. The record is from RefSeq and is a predicted model, not a curated record. The coding region runs from base 1 to 663 and encodes 220 amino acids. The transcript has 2 exons. NCBI's taxonomy places the organism in Eukaryota, Fungi, Ascomycota, Leotiomycetes, Helotiales, Helotiaceae.
AUGUCUGAUCAGGUACAAGAAGGUGACAAAGUCUCCUGGAACUGGAAUGGUAAUCAUCCAUCCGGUACCGUAGGCGAAGUCAAAGCCGGCGAGGUGACAGUCACAUCUCACCGCGGCAACCAAAUCAGCAAGACUGGCGAUGAAUCCAAUCCCGCAGUUCACAUUGAGCGCAGCGGAAAUGACGUUGUUAAGACUGCGGACGAACUAGACAUCGAGGAGAAAGCCCAACAGAACGGUGACUCUGAGAAGAAGGAAGACUCCAAGUCUGAAGACAAGAAGGAGGAGGCUGCUGAAAAAGCAGAUGAACCUGCCACAGACAAGGAUGAAGACGCAGUAGGCGAGAAAGAGGACGAAGACGCCGACAAGAACGAAGAAGCAGUCUCCGAUGAAGCUCAAACCGGCGACAAGCGCAAAGCUGAUGAGAAAGUCGAUGCCGAGGCUGAGAAGGAGGAUGAAGACAAAGGCGAGAAGAAACAAAAAACCGAGAAUGGAGAGGCCAACGGCACUACCAAGAACGAGAAGAAGGAAGAGGGUGCCAAAAAUGGCACGGAGAAGAAAAAGGCAGGAAGGCCAAAGGGUCCUAAUUCAGCGCCUAAGAAGGAGAAGAAGGAACCUGCGGUUGGGAGGGCGGCUAGGAAGACCAGAAGCCAGGGCGCUGCUUAG